AUGGAUGGCAAAGCCAAAUCUGUCGGACUGCCUUGUCCUGAUUACAAACGUGUGCAUGAGGGCUUCAAACUUGCAUAUUCAGAGAUGGCAAAAAAGUACCCUUGUUUUGGUCAUGCAGUCAAAAUGCCCAAUAUUGUAUGGUGGAAGACUGUUGUGAGAAACUCCUUCAUCAGGGCAGGGUAUGAUUAUGAUGAGGAGACAUUUGAAAAAAUAUUCAGGCGCAUAUAUGCAUCCUUUGGGUCAUCUGCACCUUAUACUAUUUUUCCGGAUUCUCAACCAUUCCUAAGAUGGGUACGUGAAAGUGGUCUCAAAGUUGGGCUGGUUAGUAAUGCGGAGUAUCGGUAUCAGGAUGUAAUUCUUCCAGCACUGGGUUUGAAUGAGGCAAGUGUUCAAUACAAUGGAUCAGCAUGGGACUUUGGCGUGUUCUCAGGUAUUGAAGGUGUAGAAAAGCCAGACCCGAGAAUAUAUGAGAUUGCUUUGGAAAGAGCUGGGAAUGUUGCACCAGAAGAAGUCCUACACAUAGGAGACAGCAUGCGCAAGGAUUACUUGCCAGCAAAGAGUGUGGGGAUGCAUGCAUUGCUCUUGGACAGAUUCAAGACUCCAGAUGCUGACAACUGGAGGAAAUCUGGUGCACCUGUUCUCCCUGAUCUGGUAGCUGCAAAAGAAUGGCUUGCUUCUGAAAAGUUGACUUGCCAACAAGCUUAA
Thlaspi arvense is the source of this 705-nucleotide messenger RNA. The record is from the annotation of a GenBank genome assembly. Lineage: Eukaryota; Viridiplantae; Streptophyta; Magnoliopsida; Brassicales; Brassicaceae.